This is a messenger RNA of Fusarium keratoplasticum, 1080 nucleotides long. RefSeq lists its product as uncharacterized. Gene Ontology annotation, biological process: iron ion transmembrane transport. The transcript is spliced from 4 exons. The record is from RefSeq and is a predicted model, not a curated record. Bases 1 to 1080 code for a protein of 359 amino acids. Gene Ontology annotation, cellular component: high-affinity iron permease complex; plasma membrane. Gene Ontology annotation, molecular function: ferrous iron transmembrane transporter activity. NCBI's taxonomy places the organism in Eukaryota, Fungi, Ascomycota, Sordariomycetes, Hypocreales, Nectriaceae.
AUGGCCGUCGACGUCUUUGCGGUUCCCGUCUUCCUCGUCGUCUUCAGAGAGACUCUCGAGACCGUCAUCAUCGUCUCGGUCCUGCUUGCUUUCCUCAAGCAGACCCUCGACGGUCCCAAUGGCGAUAUCAAGGUGUACAAGCAGCUUAGACGCCAGGUCUGGCUCGGCACCGGUAUAGGCUUCUUCAUCUGCAUGAUCGUUGCCGCCGCUCUCAUCGGCGUCUUCUACACCGUUGGCAGCAACUCGUGGGAGAAGCACGAGUACUACUACGAGGGCGCCUUCUCCCUCUUCGCCUCCCUUAUUAUCUCCGUCAUGGGCGCUGCUCUGCUCCGUGUCGGUAAGAUGCAGGCCAAGUGGCGCAUCAAGCUCGCCAAGGCCCUCGAGUCCCCCCUCAAGGCUGGCUCCAAGGGCUGGUUCAAGAAGUCGCUCGAGAAGUACGCCAUGUUCGUCCUUCCCUUCAUCACAGUCCUGCGUGAGGGUAUCGAGGCUGUCGUCUUCGUUGCUGGUGUGUCUUUCUCCGCCUCGGCCAAGUCCAUCCCCCUGCCCACCGUCGUCGGCCUCAUUGCUGGCUGCUUCGUUGGUUACGUUCUGUACAAGGGUGGUUCGAGCACCAAGCUCCAGCUCUUCCUCGUGGUUUCGACCUGCCUUCUGUACCUCGUCGGUGCUGGUCUCUUCUCCCGCUCCGUCUGGGCCUUCGAGAUGGCCAAGUGGAACGAGUACAUUGGCGGCGAGGCUGAUGAGUUUGGCAAUGGCCCUGGCUCAUAUGAUAUCGACCAGAGUGUCUGGCACGUCAACUGCUGUGCCUCUACCGAUACCAUCCAGAACGGCUGGAGCAUCUUCAACGCCAUCCUGGGCUGGACUAACUCGGCCACUUAUGGCUCUGUCAUCUCGUACAACCUGUACUGGAUCUGCGUCAUGCUCGGUUUCGUCGUCAUGCGGUUCCACGAGACCCACGGCCGCUGGCCCUUCAUGAAGGCCAAGGCCCCUGCUGCCGCUGUCAACGAUACCGAGAGCCAUGCCAGCUCUACCGUUCCCAAGAACAUCCCCGCCGAGAAGACCACCACCGUAGGAUCGGCGUAA